AUGAAGAAAGAACUGGGUUAGAGCCAAGCUAACCAGUUCCUCAACAGAAGCGGAAAUUCCAAUCAGCAAUAGGGUUAAGGAAACGUUGCAUCUCCCAACCUUCCUUAAUUCAUAUAGAUUAAGAAUUGGGUUGCUUAGCUCAAUAACAAGAAGAUUCUUAGAGCAUAGAGGAACGACAUUAUGAAUAUAGUACAAUAACUAGGAUCAGAAGGAAAUUAGUAUUUGUUGGAAUGCCUUUUAGAAAGUUUGGAUAUGAACUCACAGAAUUCCCAAAAUAAGGCAAAUUUGCACACCACAGUUAAAGGCUAAUUUUUGAGCCAACAUUUGCAUGAUUUAAUAUUCAGCAAUAGCUUCUCAAAUUUUCUUGAUUUCAUGCCCAACGUCUUCAUUAAAGUAGUUUGUGGACCUAAUAGUUUUUCAAAUUAAACCAAUACAAAGCAGCUAAAUUAAGUGGUAAAUUAUGCUUAAGAACUGAGCAAGUGCCUCAAAAUGAAUCCUGUUGAUUAGCUUUUCAUAGCCUUAAGCUUUGCAUGUUGCAACAACGAAACAGUAGCAUCAGAAGGUGUUAAGCUUCUCAGAGAAAAAAUUAUUGAUUUUGUUUAGUAGCAAAAUUAAAUUGCUUUGCCUCAAAAUAACCUUCCAAUUAUUUUAUUACAAUUUGUUUUGCAAAACCCUGAAUUAAAGAAUAUGUCCCAAGAGAUUCUUCAAUUAAAGCAAAUACUCAAUGAUCCUAAAAAUAAAGAAAUCAAACCAUUAAUUUAUGGUAGAGAUAAUAUCGAUGAUGAAGGUAACAGCUAAGAAAGUGAUGAAAUAUAAGACCCUGAUUUACAUAAAGAAAUAAACUAUCCUAAGCCAGAAGAGUUAAACCACAUAAUAGGACCAGCUGACAUUCUUAAAGAUUUAGGCCCAAGUGCACUAUCUUCGAUGGAUAACUUAGUUAGAAGUUUAUCAUAAUUUUAAAAAUGGAGCAAUUCUGAUGUUUACCUCUCUCUCGAAUUGAUAGCAUAAGACCCUGUUUAAUUAGGUGAUGAAUAAACUCAGCGUUUAGCUAACAAUAUUCUCCAAGUUGAAUCCAAAAACAGUUAACAAGAAUGGGGUAAUUUCACUAAUUAAGAUUAAUCAGAUAAAAACUAAUAAAGCGAUUGGAAUGCUGAGUUAUUUAUUGAAUUCCUAAUGAAGAAGAUAUUCCCUCAAAACAAUGAAUUAAAUUGGGUUUCCGUAUUGACAGAAAUUGAUAGACCUUAUUUGAAAUUGAAGGACGAAAAAUCUUUUAAAUAAUUCUUUACUAAUAUGCUAUUAAUUCACAAAAAAGCUCCAUUUUAAAUGCCUGCAUAUUUGUUACUCAAGCCUUGGAAGAAUAUUAGAAGCCAAGCCUUAUUCUUAAAGAAUAUGCUAGCUGUUGGUUCUUCUGAAUUAGUAAGAUGGAACGAAAUUUAAAAAAAUCCUAUGAAUUUAGAAUUCAAUCCAUAAUAUAAAUAUAACACACUACCUUCUCCUAUGCAGUUCUGGGCCUGCUUGGAUUUCCUCGAUUUAUUGUGUGAAAUUAGUGAAGGAGAUAACUAUAUGGCUAUCCAUGAGUUAUUUGAGCUUCCUAUUGCAAAAUAUCCAGAUAUCUUAAUAGUCGCUUUAUCUUAACUGCAUCCUAAAAAAGGUGCAAAUCUCUUAGAUGAAGUAUUCAGUCAACUAUUUCCUAAUUAUUUGUCGAAUCACAUAAAUUCUGUAGCUAUUUUAGAAGCAAUUUGGAAGAAUAGAGAGGAUUUGCUUAUUUCUGCUAUUAGCGAACUUUAUAGAAAAGAAAACAAGAAAGAAAACACAUCUUUGAAUUUAUCAAGAGUCCUUGAUAUUUCCUAAUAUCUAAAAGACUCUUUAAUUGCUCUCACAAAUAGUAACAACUACUCUUUUUCUGUAUCACUUGGUAUUUUAGCUGGUAAGAGAGAAUUCCUACACUUUGACUAAUGGCUAAAUGAGCGUGUUAAGACUAUUGGGGAUCCAUUUGUAAAUGCUCUACUAGCAUAUAUCGAAGACAAUGUUAUUAAUCCAAUUAAAGAAAUAAAUAUGAGACUAAACAACCCCAACAAUUAAGCUUAACAGUAAUAUGAAGGUGUUUUAGAAAAGGCCUAACUAACUAUUGAACUACUGACUAUUAUUUUUGAAUCUCUUCUAUUAGAGUAACACCCUGAAAAACUUACUAGCAAAAAUCGUUAAAAGUUGUAAGAUCAAUAUAAAGAAAUAUUGUAAUAUUUCCCCUAAUUAAGUGGAACUUCGGAUUCACCAGGACAAGCUACAGAAAAAAAAGCCAAUUACAAUUACCAAAGAUUUUAUAUGAGAGAAAUAACAAUAGAGGAAAUGAUUGCAAAUUUAAAAUAAUUAAUGAAUUCCAACAACUCUGAAGACAAAGAAGUGUUUGCAUGCAUGAUCACAAGCUUGAUUGAAGAAGCUAAAUACCACUAGUAAUACCCCAUAGCUGAGCUUCUUUUAACAGGCUAACUCCAAGGAAGCAUCAUAAAUGCACAACUUGUCAACUAGAAACCAUUAGGCAUUAUGCUAGAAUAAAUUUUGGAAUCAUCAAAAAAGACACAGAGAUAAGUUGAGUAAUCAGUAAAAGCAAUAGAAGCUAUGAAAGAUCGCCUUCAUGAAUUCCCUUACUUUGUAAAUGCUCUUUUCGACCCAUCCUGCCAUCUUUCUGAGCAAUUUCCUCAACUUCUAAUUAAUAUUUAUAAUAUUAUGAUUGAGAAGAAGGUAUAAAUUAAUGUAACUAGUAAGCAAAUUGAAUAGCUUAAAUAAAGAGUAGAAUCCCUUAAAAAUGAAGCAAACAAACCAUCUCAAACUUACUAGGCAACAACAACUUAACAAAAGAAGAUCUUAAAGUUAAGAGGAGAAGUAGAAACUUCAUCUGAAAAUACCUCCUAACAACAAUAAAAUCAACAAGCAUAGAACUAAGCUGCUGCUGUAGCUCAAUCUGAUUAAUCAUCAGCACAGCCAUAAGCAUAAAAUUAAUAAUAGUAAUAACCAUUAUAGCAAUAGGAAGGAAGUGCUUAGACAAAAUAACAACAAGAAUAAGAUACUAAAGCAAAAGCUGAUUAGAAUAACUAGCCUAGAAAUCCUAGUGUUUAAAAUGUAAGCUAAUAAAAUUUAGGUGAAGAAAAAUAACCUUCUGAUAACACCACACAAAGUAAAGGUAAAACUAAAAAGCCUCUUUUUGCUGGAUCUUCCGUAUUUCCUUUGAGCAAUUUAACUGCAAACUAACCAAAAAUGGUAUUCGAAAAUCCUAUUAAUCAAUAGAUGAGAUUCUAAGAUACUUAAAUAGGAAUGUAUGACCAAGGAUUGUAUAAUAAUAAUAAUAAUAGCACUAAUAAUAACAAUAAUGGCAAUAAUACAGAAGAGAUAGUUGUAAAAGCAAGACCUUACUAAGGAGGUGUUGGUUUUGUUUAAAGACCUAUAUUUACAAACGGUGAACAAUAAAUCUAUGCUUCUAAAUCUAUUAAUGAAAUUUUAGAAUAUGAAAACUCACUUUAAAUAGAUGAAUCAACAAAGAUGAGAGUUAAUUUUGCACUAAAUAAUUUAUCAGAUGGAAACAUAGAGAAACACUAAAAUGAUUUUAGAAAUUACGCAGAAAAUGAAAAUUUUUAGAAAUGGUUUGCUAGGCAUCUUGUCACUCAAAGAGCUACUUUGAAAUCAGAAAUUAAUGUCUUGCUGUACACUAAGCUCUGUGAAAGAAUAGAUAAGCCUAAACUCUUUUCCUUUAUCAUAAAAGAUUCUUUGUUACUUUUGCACAAACUUCUCUUAUCAGAAGCUGCCAUUCAUGCUUCUAUCCGUAUUACCACUCUUAAAAAUCUAGCUCAUUGGAUAGGCAUGUUUACUUUGAAUCGUAACAAACCAAUCAAUUCAAAAUAUUUGAAUAUCAAGGCAUUAAUUGUCAAUUCUUAUCCGAACAAAGUUGAUGUAAUUAUUCCUAUUGUUAUCAACAUUCUACUUUGCUGUAAAGAAUCAAAGAUUUUUAAUCCUUAAACUAACCGCUGGGUCAAGCGUAUUCUUUCUCUCUUAGAAGAAUUCAAAAAUGUGGUUCAGAAGGAAACUGUCAAGCAUCAAAUUAAUCAGUUGUUCUCUAAUUUAUAAAUUGACGUAAAUAGUUUAGAACCUUGUACCUACUUUAGAUACUACUUACAAGAAAGUAAAAAGGAAGCUAAGCCAGCUUAAUAGCCUGCUACUAUUGUUUCUUUUUGCAUCCGUGAUAGACUAAUAAUUACAGAUGAUCUUCGCAACCUGUGCAAUAUUUAAAACUUUGACUUAAAGUAAGCAGUUUUCCAAUCCUUAGACGAAGCAAUCAUGGAAAUUAUACAACCAGUAAUUUCUCGUAGUGUUACUAUUGCCUUAGUCACCACUCGUGAAUUAGUCUUAAAAGAUCACUGCACUGAUCCUGAUGAGAACAAUCUUAUAAAUGGCAUCUCUAACAUGGUUUAAAAACUAUCUGGCUGUCUUGCUUUAAUCACCUGCAAAGAUCCACUCAGAUCAAGCUUCCAAACCCACUUAAAGACUAAUUUAGAAAAAGUGACUGAAUUAAAUGCCAACGAAAAGGAAUAAAUCAUUAAUAAGGUAGUUAUCGAUAACAUUGAUAUUGGCUGCCAAGAAAUCCGCUAAAGAGUAAUGGAUUAAGCUCUUAAGGAAAUAAAAUAAGAUGAUGCUAUCCUUGAAGCUAUUGAAAUGAGAAGAGCCGCAAAAGAAAAGUAGUAAGUAUUUGUUGAUGAAAGAUAUUACAAGUUCACCAAAAACCUUCCUCCUGCUUUACAACCUAAAUUCCCCAGCUCUUCUGCAGCAUACUCAGAAUUCGAUAGAACUUCUUUAAAUGAAAACUUGGUAAGCGAAUACAACACAUAAACUUUAGAAUAAUUCAAAAAGAUUGUCAACAAUUUUAGUCCAGAACAACCUGAAAAUGUAAUUCUUACUCCUAUUGAAGGAUUCUUUAAGAAGAUCAUGUUCUCUGAUAAGCUAUAUAACGAAUUAAUUGAAUUAAAUUUCUAAUUGAUGUACCAAAGCGAGGGUGCUUCUAAGAUUAGAUUAUUUGUUGAAAUUCUUGACAAAUUACGUGAACAGCACAAAGGAAAAGACAAAAUUGGCAAAUUAUUAAAAGAUAAUUUAAUGAACAGUGCUCCUCUAGACAAUCUGAUUAAGACCAACCUUCAUAUAAUUUUGAAUAGCCUUUUCAUAAAAAGAAUAAUAACUAAUAAAGAAUAUCAAGAAAUUAUGUUGCUUCUUGUUUCUAGAAAUCAAAGCAAUGAUAUGAUAAUAUGUUUGGUAUCUGCCUUGAGAGAGCUUAUUUUUGAGAAAAAGGAAUACACUCCUUAAGAUUUUAAUGACUCAAUUAUUGCUCUUAAGUUAACAAUGUCUAGUAAAUAAGACAUUCCUCCUCAUUACUCCUAGUUCUUGCAAGACCUCAACAAAAUUGCAUCUGAAAACUCUAAUUAAUCAAAUAACAUUAUCACCUUUGAGCGUGCUCUUGAUGUUAUUACCAACUUCUAUGGCAAUUUCGAUAAAAAGCAGUAUGAAGAAAUAUAGGAGAAGGUUGAAAAAUGGCUUUCUUUGUCAACUGAAGUUCAAAUGGGCUAAUUCAUUUAAGGCCUUGUUAAUAUUAUCAUUGAUAAUCAUGAUGAAAACUCUUUAAAAUUCUUUGUCUACUUUGCUGAUAUCUGCAUCAACUACUCCUUAGAAAGCGCUAAAAAGAAUUAAAGAAUUAGCAUACAAAAUAUUACUAGUAUGGACUUUACUUGCGUUGAUAGUUUCACAAAAUUGAUUGAAAUUAUUCAAAAGACUUGCAAAAUUGAACAAUAUAAGAAGCAAUUACUUAAUCAAAUUUUCGAUAGUAUAUUCAUCACAUUGACUAAAUAUCAUGAAACUGAUAUGUAUGAAUUCAACCAGCGUCCAUUCUUCCGUAUCUUCUUUAAUUUAAUUUAUGACAACCAAAGACCUAAAUACGAUUUCUCUAAGAAUGAAAUAUCUGAAACUUACAGCAUGUUGGCUAACAUAUUCCAUCAACUUUCCCCUGUAAAAUACCCAGGAUUUGCUUUCUCUUGGUUAGAACUCAUUUCAAAUCGUUACUUCAUGCCAGUGAUUAUGGAAAAGGAAGAAUUGUGGGGAUUAUACAGCCAACUCAUAAUAGAUUUAAUCAAAUUCUUUAAAGAAAUAAUGCAAGAAGAAAACCUUCAAUUAGAAUACAUUAAGAUAUUCUACAGAGGCACCAUUCGUAUUUUACUUGUCUUGCUUCAUGACUGGCCUGAUUUCUUAGCAAAAUACUCUAAUUCUUUAUGUGAUGAAAUUCCUGAAAAUUACAUUUAAAUUAGAAACAUUAUUCUCGCUGCUUUCCCUAAAACUAUGAAGCCACCUGAUCCGUUCUCAAACAAAAACGAACAAAUCUUUGAAAACAAUGAAGACUUUAAGAAUCCUCCUAUUAUGGACUACCCAGUUUAUAAUGAAAAAAUCCAAGUCGAUCUCAUGAAUGAUCUUCAGAAUUAUCUUCGCACUAAGAGCGAAGAUAUUUUCAAGACUAUUUGCUCUAAAUUGACUCUUAAAGAAAAAUCAUAAUUUGUAAUUGAUUAGAAGGCUGUUAACAUACUCAUUUUGGCUAUACCUUUGCAUUUACACAAGCAAUCUGUAAAUUAAGGAAAUAAGGAUACUAAAACAAUCCCUCUAAACAACGAUUUAUACAAUUUCUUACUUAAAUUGCUUAAAACAAGUCAUUACGAAAUGAGAGAAGUAAUUCUUAACUUGAUAAUAAAUCAAGUUAGAUAUCCUAACUUUAUCACAAAGUUCUACAUUAAAUACAUUCUGUUGACAUUCUAAGAACAAAAUAUUAAUGAUAUUUAAGAACAAACCAUUCGUAUCAUUGUAGAGAGAUUGUUUGUAUAGAAACCUCACCCUUGGGGCAUAAUCUACACAUUUAUUGAGAUCAUUAAGUCUAAUUCUAAUUUCAGAUCAAAGCCUUUUGUCAGAGAUGCUGAAUUGAAAUAAGUUUUCCGCUUCAUCUACUAAGAACCACCCAGAUAAAGACCACCUCAAUAAUAGUAAUAGCAACCAUCAUAACAACAGAUUGGUCAGCACAUACAACCUCAAGAGAUGAACAUAGAUCAGUAAAUGCACAUGAAUAGUAUUUAGUACUAGCAGAUAUUGUAAUAGCAACAAUAGUAACAAUACUAGCAACAAUAGCAAUAUCAAUAACAAAUAGCAGGAGCUAUAAGCCAUCCUAACUAUGUUAAUAGAAAUAAUUGA
This is a messenger RNA of Tetrahymena thermophila SB210, 7260 nucleotides long. RefSeq names its product CCR4-NOT transcription complex subunit 1. Gene Ontology annotation, cellular component: P-body; CCR4-NOT core complex. Gene Ontology annotation, biological process: nuclear-transcribed mRNA catabolic process, deadenylation-dependent decay. The transcript has 17 exons. The record is from RefSeq and is a predicted model, not a curated record. Gene Ontology annotation, molecular function: molecular adaptor activity. Lineage: Eukaryota; Ciliophora; Oligohymenophorea; Hymenostomatida; Tetrahymenidae.